GUUACAGAAAACAGAUCAGAUGUUGAAGAUUUACACCUUUAUGCAACUCCGCGGGAGCAGCGGUUUCGUAGGUUUGCCAGUUUAGAAUUUGAAGGACAGCUGUACAUGACUCCAUAUGACUUCAUUCAGGCUGUCACAAGUGAUGAACCGAAAUGUGCUAAGAAGUGGCGAUCCCUCUCAAAACAGGAACUGAAUCAGAUUCUUAUGGAGACACCACCGGUUUGGAAAGGAUCAUCCAAACUUUUCCGUAAUCUUAAUGAGAAAGGUGUGAUAUCUUACACAGAAUAUUUAUUCCUCUUAUGUAUUUUAACAAAGCCACAUGCAGGUUUUAGAAUCGCUUUCAACAUGUUUGAUACUGAUGGCAACGAGAUGGUAGACAAAAAGGAAUUCUUAGUGCUACAAGAAAUUUUCAGGAAAAAAAAUGAGAAAAGAGAAAGAAAAGGAGAUGAAGAAAAGCGUGCAAUGCUGCGUCUUCAGCUUUAUGGAUAUCAUACUUCUACUAACAGUGUUCUUAAAACAGAAGGAGAGGACCUUGUCCCCAGAAGCUACUGGGAUACUUUGAGGCGUAGCACAAGCCAAGUACUCUUUUCGGACCUUGCAGAGCGUUCUGAUGAUAUUUCAAGUUCACUGUCAGAUACUACACUGCUUGUGCACUUUUUCGGCAAGAAAGGAAAAGCUGAAUUGAACUUUGAAGAUUUUUACAGAUUUAUGGAUAACCUACAAACUGAGGUUUUAGAGAUAGAAUUCCUUUCCUACUCUAAUGGGAUGAACACCAUCAGUGAGGAGGACUUUGCCCAUAUUCUUUUGAGGUAUACAAAUGUGGAAAAUACAUCAAGUUACCUGGAAAACAUGCGCUGCAGAAUUCCCGAAGAAAAGGGUAUCACAUUUGAUGAGUUUAGAUCAUUUUUCCAGUUCUUGAACAAUCUAGAAGACUUUACAAUUGCAAUGCAAAUGUAUAAUUUUGCAAGUCGUUCCAUAGGUCAAGAUGAAUUCAAACGUGCUGUCUAUGUAGCCACAGGUGUGAAGUUAUCGCCACAUUUGGUGAACACAGUGUUCAAGAUUUUUGAUGUUGACAGAGAUGACCAGUUGAGUUAUAAAGAAUUUAUCGGCAUUAUGAAAGACAGACUCAAUCGAGGGUUUAGGGGCUACAAACCUAUACAGAGGUAUACCACUUUCAAAUCCUGCGUGAGGAAGGAACUCUAUAGCAGAUAAAUGACGGAGUCUCCAAAGUAUGGUUGGAAGGAAUAUUACUCUUGUGUGAUGACUGUAACCAGUGAACAUCUGAGAGAUCUAUGGAAGCAAUUUCGGAGACGAGAUAUGCUGAGGUAAAGGAAGAAAGAAGGAAUAUCUGCACUGGUUAGAACUAAUUCCUAUGAAUUCUAAAUGAAGAACAAACUAACCCCGGUUAAUCGUGAAUCUUCCAGAUGCAGUAGAAAACACAGGACUUCUUUUCCACU
Messenger RNA from Apaloderma vittatum (bar-tailed trogon), 1457 nucleotides. RefSeq names its product mitochondrial calcium uptake family, member 3 (gene MICU3). NCBI's taxonomy places the organism in Eukaryota, Metazoa, Chordata, Aves, Trogoniformes, Trogonidae. Gene Ontology annotation, biological process: calcium import into the mitochondrion; mitochondrial calcium ion homeostasis. The annotation marks the transcript as partial. The transcript is spliced from 14 exons. The record is from RefSeq and is a predicted model, not a curated record. Gene Ontology annotation, cellular component: uniplex complex. Gene Ontology annotation, molecular function: calcium ion binding.